AUUCAGUUAUUGUGAUUUUGCGGCCGCGUGAUCGUAGCUGCCGUCAUUAUCAUUUUUGUGGAGGUAUUUUGCUAAGAUUUUUGAGUGAAAAUGGGCGACAUAGCAGCCGGUCUGGAGCCGAACUUGCUCUUCAUAGCCGGGACCACGCUAAUUUCAAUUGUAAUACUGCUCUUCUCUUACAAAAUCAUCUUUGGAAACAAGAAAAAGGAAGCCGUAAAAGAUCAAGCAGAGAGCGAUACAGGAUCUCCUACGGAAGAACAAGUACGGGAAACUGCGACUGAGAACCGUUCCAGCGCGAAGAGCAAGAAACGCGCCCCGUGGAAAAGCAAGACUGAGUUUGCUCAUCCCUGGCUGUUGAAAAAUCUAAAAGGACACCCAGGGACUGUCCUGAUGGUCGACUUUUCGGCGAACGGGAAGUUUAUGGCCGCUACCUGUGAUGAGACCGUCGCGACCGUGGAGGACCCUACCAGCGCCGCAGCACGACGGCGCAAGCCGCGUGAUCGACGACGCCCCCCGCCCUCGCCGCCGUCGCCGUCGCCGCAGAGGCUCUCGACCGAAGAACUAGUGGAAGCACUCCGCCCUCACAUAAUAUCACCAAAGCGUAUGUGGGCUUUGGGGUACCCGCUGGAAUUGGAGCCGAAUUCUUCGAAGGCUGUGGUGUACAUAAACCCACCGCCUCGGCCCCGACCUCCACCGUUGAUGACAUGGGAUGUGAAUGCGCCGGAGUUUGUGCCUGGAGGUUCUCAAAGUGAUAGUGGACGUGGUUCGUGGGGUUCUACUCCACGAUCUGAUAGUGACGAAGAAGCAGACGCCGUCGAACAUUUGUGUGUGCGCUGUGAUAAAAUGUUUAGAAUGACUCGUGAAGGUGAAUACUUGGUGGAGGAGCCGUGUUUGUAUCACUGGGGUCGCGUCAGUAGCGAUAGCCGCUAUGCCUGUUGUAGCUCAUUCGUGGGUUCCAGGGGAUGCGCCACGGCCCGUAAUCAUGUGUGGAGCGGCACUCGCCCCGGUAUGAACGGUCCUCUUGAAGGAUUUGUUCGUGCACGCUCGCCUCGUGGCGGGGUAUACGCCAUCGAUGCAGAGAUGUGUUACACGACGGCAGGACUGGAACUAGCAAGUAUUGCUGUGAUUGCCGCCGAUGGCCGACUUGUAUACAGGUCGCUAGUGAAACCAAGUUCCCCUGUCGUCGAUCACAAUACUCGUUUCUCGGGCAUCAGGCCGCGCGACUUGGCGCGCGCGACUAAGACGCUGCGAGAUGUACAAAAUGACAUACUUGGAUUUGUUGGUACGGAUACCAUCCUAAUCGGUCAUGCUUUGGAUAAUGACCUACGUGCGCUUAAAUUUCUACAUAGCGCUGUUGUCGACACAUGUGUCUUGUAUCCCCAUGCGAGAGGUUUCCCCCUGCGACGGUCUUUGCGUGCUCUCUCGGCGGAACUUCUUGGGCGAUGUGUGCAAAGGGGUAGCACGGGACAUUCACCACUCGAAGACGCCCGUGCUGCUAUGGAUCUAGCGCUUUUGAAAGUGCACCAAGAGAGAGCAAACCGCCCACGCCUUCACCAUCAGCUGCCCAUAUUGCAGCCUUACGAUUUGUUGAUCAGUGCCGCCUAAUUUCAAGUGAUAAGUUGAAACGAUUGUUCUAUGGACAUGAACUUUGAUUGCAUUGAAUAUGAUAAUUAUGGACAAUUAAUAUUGAAUCGUGAUAGAACCGUUACGUUGACGGAGUGCGCGUACUUCACCCAACAGUAUGUGCCUUCGAAUUGCAUCGACGCAAUUAAACGUGAUAUUUUUUUAAAACUUUGUUUUCCUUGCCCACUGAUAGAUGUAAGUAAACUAGUAAACAAAAGAUCUC
This is a messenger RNA of Hyposmocoma kahamanoa, 1846 nucleotides long. RefSeq names its product transducin beta-like protein 2. Bases 91 to 1605 code for a protein of 504 amino acids. NCBI's taxonomy places the organism in Eukaryota, Metazoa, Arthropoda, Insecta, Lepidoptera, Cosmopterigidae. The record is from RefSeq and is a predicted model, not a curated record. The transcript has 3 exons. Gene Ontology annotation, biological process: endoplasmic reticulum unfolded protein response. Gene Ontology annotation, cellular component: endoplasmic reticulum; nucleus. Gene Ontology annotation, molecular function: protein binding; nucleic acid binding; exonuclease activity.